CCCAGUUUGUCAUCUUCCCCUCAGCAAUUUCCGCAUGCUCACAUGCCAGAUCAUCUAUCUGUACACACACGCCCGUCAAUUUCCAGAUGAUGCCGUGCUAACGAGGAAUGCAUUGUUAUGUUAUAAUCCUCCGCUGCCUCUGCGUAGAUACACGCCGGAUGAGAUCGUUUGCAGUAGUAAUGGGUACCGGGGGGAGGCAUGGUUUUCGGCCAUCACCGCCCUGGCACCCGACGGCAAGGGCAGUGUGUACGUCGCGGAAGCCGAGCAAAUCCGCAAAGUGGACAUCCUAAGCGGCCAGGUGACAACCCUGCCCGGCUCCGUGCCGCGAACUGGCUCGUGGACUGGGCUGUCCUAUGAUGAUGAUGAUGAUGUGCUGUUUGCCACGACGGCCAGGGCGAUCUGCCGCAUUGAUGUGAUCACCUUGACUACAACUGCUGCCUCGGCGCAUGUGUCUGGCGCCAAUGGAGGAGAGCGCACCACCCCAAUGGACACAGCUGUCAGUGAGCUUGAAGCGAAUGUGAACCUUGUAGCUGGCGACUGGCAGGCGGCCGGCAACACGGAUGGUCCCGGAACUAAAGCACGCUUUACCCACAUCACUGCCAUCCUGGCUGGCGUACAUCGGCAGCUGUACAUACUAGAUCAUGACAAGUUCCGCAUCAUGAGUGUUAAUGGCUACGUCAAUACGGCACUUACUGGGCUCACAAUAUACCAGUGCUCUAUUGCUGCCUUGCCCAGUGGCGAGCUGGCUGUGGGCAUUAAGGACCCCCGCGACUCCCCACUAAGGAUUGUCCGAGGGCCCCAGCUGGGGCCCAGCAGCCCCACGUCAGGCGGCAUCAAGGCUAGCCACUCUGUGCCUACGCAAAGGCCGUCUGCUGCCCUCUCGAAGCUGCACCGGACACUCCUGCUGUGUGCAGCAGGGGCGGAUGAAAACCCAGCCACCGUCAAUAUACAUACACGUGAUGGCACUGUCUUCGUGGCACAUCGUUCGGCCCUUGUGAGUCACAGUCAGUACUUCGAGAAGCUGCUGGUGCCGGGAGGCGGCUUCGCAGACAGUGGUGCUGAGGAUGUUAAGUUGCCCGAUGCCGACCCGGCUGCAUUCCAGUGGCUGCUGGCCUACAUGUACACGGGGGAGCUGUACAUGCCAGACGAGCUGCUGCGGCCUGCCGUACUUCUCGCGGAUCGGCUUUUGAUGCCACAAGAUUGCGUGGGGCAGCUGCAGAAGUGGCUGCUGGCGAAGGUGACCCCCCAGUCGGUGCUUUCGGAUCUUCUCUGGGCGGAGCAGCACGGCAUGACUUCAUUGGUGCCACAGCUCAAGCUGCGGCUGCUGCGGCAGAGGAAGAGCGUGGUGUUGGGGGAAGAAGAUCUGCGACAGCUGAUAGUCCGCCGUCCAUGCCUAGCGGCUGACCUGAUUCGGGAGCUGGUUGUGAUGCCCUGACAUGCUGUGGCAUGAUGGACAGCGAGGUAGGAUUAGCCGGCACAGCAUCCUCAUACCAUAAGAUCUCACAGGCUCAUAUACAGCAUGCUAUGAGGACUUCUGCUUGGUGUGUGUGUGUGUGUCUGGGAAGGUGAGCACCGGGUGAGGCGAACGGCUCCAAACGACCACGAAUUCCUGUGUGCUAAGCUCUGCUGUUACUUAAUUAAGCCACGUUGAAGGUAAGGGUUAGCAUUAGCAAGCAAGCACUGGUAUGGUUAUCAGUGGUAUGGUCCAUGUCGCUCGUGGUUGUUGCGACCCAAU
Molecule: messenger RNA, 1735 nt
Organism: Volvox carteri f. nagariensis
Lineage: Eukaryota; Viridiplantae; Chlorophyta; Chlorophyceae; Chlamydomonadales; Volvocaceae
Exons: 2
Coding region: 35-1435 (466 amino acids)
Cellular component (GO): cytoplasm; ubiquitin ligase complex
Molecular function (GO): protein binding
Source: RefSeq, a predicted model, not a curated record